AAAGGGGAGGCAUAAGCAAGAGAAAGGAAGAAAAGAGCUGAGAGCUAGAGAAAUUGUGAGGAAUUCUAGUCACAACCGCUCAAAAGGAAGAUCCAUCUGAUAUAAGACGUCAAAGAAGAAGUUUGGGGAUGUUUUUGGGAGGCUUCAACGGAAUCCCAAGAGUGGCAAGGAAAAGGUUCGAAAAUGGAGGGAUUCUCUAACGGAAAUUGACAGCUUAGUUGGCUGGCAUUAUCCUAAACAAUAGAGGUUUCAUUUUCAUUGGGUCGUCAAUUUACAUUGAGCAUGAACUCAAACAUUAGAACUCCAAAAUCUUCCAAUGGCACUGAGGGUCUAAAAAGCACCACGUCGACCCCAAAAUGGAAGUACCAUGUUUUCUUGAGUUUUAGGGGUGAAGAUACUCGUAAAGGCUUUACAGAUCAUUUAUAUGCUGCAUUAUGUAAAAAGGGAUUCAAAACAUUUAGGGAUGAUAACGAACGAGAAGGAGAAGUUAUCUCAACAAGUCUCCUCGAAGCAAUUAAGGGUUCCCUCUUUGCAAUUGUUGUUGUCUCCCAAAAUUAUGCUUCUUCUUCAUGGUGUUUGGAUGAGCUUCAACAGAUUAUUGACCCCGAAAAUGAACGGGGUUGUGAAGAAAUUUUCCCCAUCUUUUAUGGUAUUGAUCCAUCCGUUGUAAGGCACCAGAAAGGGAGUUUCGCUGAAGCUUUUGCCAAGCAUGAAGAGAAGUUUGGAGAAGAGCAAUGGAAGGUGCAUAGAUGGAGAGAUUCUUUAACAAUGAUUGCUAACAUAUCUGGUUGGGAUUCUAAGGAUUGGCAUGAAUCAGAACUUAUUGAAGAGGUAGUUAAAUCAUUAUGGAGCAAAUUACGUUCUAAACUGCCAUCUUACAAUGGUAUUCUUGUAGGAAUGGACCCGAGGUUGGAAGUUAUGGAUUCACUACUAGGGAUAGGGUUGGAUGAUGUUCGUUUUGUAGGGAUAUGGGGAAUGGGUGGUGUUGGUAAGACCACUUUGGCUAGUGUUGUCUAUGAGAGACUAUUAGGCCAGUUUGAAAUUUGUUGCUUUCUGGGCAAUGUGAGGGAGGUUUCUGAAAAAAGUAAUGGCUUGAUUGACUUGCAAACAAAAAUUCUGUCACAACUCAAGGUAAAGGGCAUGAUAAUUGAUAAUACUUAUGGAGGAAAGAGUACAAUCCAAAACCUUUGUUGUAAUAAAAUGGUUCUCCUUGUCCUUGAUGAUGUAAACUUGAAUAGCCAGUUAGAGAAUUUAGCUGGAAGUAAAGACUGGUUUGGUUUAGGGAGCAGAAUAAUUAUAACAACCAGAGAUUGCCAUUUGUUGAAAUCACAUGGGGUGCGUCAUAUAUAUAAAGCUGAAAUCAUGAACCAAGAUGAAUCCCUUGAUCUCUUUUAUAAGAGAGCCUUUAGAGGAGAACAACCUAAAGAGGCUUAUUUGAAGUUAUCUGAAGCAGUGGUUAACUAUGCUGGAGGCCUUCCUUUGGCACUUCAAGUCUUGGGAUCCCUUCUGUAUGGAAGAAGUGUGCCUCAAUGGGAAGAAACUUUGAAUAAAUUGAAGCAAGUUCCUGAGAAGGAUAUAUUUAGAAUACUGAAAAUAAGUUAUGAUGGAUUAGGAGAUUCUGAGAAGGCAACAUUUCUAGAUAUUUCUUGUUUCUUUAAGAUGUGGGACAAAGACCAGGUAACGCAUGUAUUGAAAAUAUGUAGUCUUUAUCCAUUAAAUGAUAUACCCCUUCUUAUUGAGAAGUCUUUGCUAUCUGAAGUUGUAGCUAAUGGCGGUGUAUGUAUAGAUAUGCAUGAUUUAAUUCAAGAAAUGGGUAGGCGAAUUGUUUUUGAAGAAUCUCCAAAUAUCGGAAAAAGAAGUAGAUUGUGGUCUCCCAAGGACAUUGAUAAAGUAUUGAAAAGAAAUAUGGGGACUGAACUGAUCCAAGGUGUAGUUUUCCCCAACAACUCUCAAUCAUAUGGAACAUAUUGUGAUCCUAAAGCCUUUUCAAAAAUGCUUAAUCUUCGAUUACUCAUCGUACAUGGGAAUUUGAACCCUUCUUGUGGCCUCAAAUGCCUUUCAAGCGAAUUAAAAUUUCUACUAUGGCAUAGAUAUCCUUUAGAGGCUCUACCGCUUGGGGUCCAGCUAGAUGAACUUGUUUAUCUUCAAAUGCAUGAUAGCAAAUUAAAGAAACUUUGGAAUGGUGUGGAAUGUUUGGAAAAGCUGGAGUUUAUGGAUUUGAGCCACUCCAAAUACUUGACUAGAACUCCAGAUUUUUUGGGUGUUCCAAAUCUGGAAAAAUUAAUUCUUGAAGCUUGUACAAGGCUAGUGAAAAUUCAUCCUUCAUUUGGACAGAACAAAAACCUUCUUGUAGUAAAUUUGAAAGGGUGCACAAGUCUUGAAUCCCUUCCACAGAAAUUGGAAAUGACUCUUCUAAGGGAAUUUAUUCUUUGUGGAUGCACUAAAAUAAAAAAACUUCCAGAGUUUGGAGAAAAUAUGGGCAAUCUUGUAGCACUUGAUCUUGAGGAGACUGCCAUAGCAAAAUUACCUGCAUCUCUUGGAUUCUUGACUGGUCUUGAAACUCUGAAUGUGAAAGGCUGUAAAAAACUUGUCUGCCUUCCGCACACUAUUAAGAAUUUGAAGCUCCUUAAAAAUCUUGAUAUUUCUGAUUGUCCAAAAUUUUCUAAACUACCUGAAAACUUGAAUGAAAAUGUGGCCUUGGAAAAGCUUGAUCUAAGCGGAACUGCCAUAACUAACGUACCUUCUUCCAUUGGUGAGUUAGAAAAACUCACAGUGCUUUCAUUUCAUGGAUGCAAAGGGAUCUCAUGGCAUUGGUUUCCUAAUGAGAGUGUUAUAUUGCCUCCAAUCUUCAAGCUGAAAUCACUGACACAACUAGAUUUAAGCUUCUGUAAUAUCGGUGAUGAAUUCAUUCCUGAAGAUCUUGGUGGCUUAUCAUCAUUGGAAAUAUUAGAUUUAAGAGGAAACAACUUUAUGAAUCUACCACGCGGCUGCAUUCUGAAUCUUUUGAAACUACAAUAUCUUUAUUUAAGAUGUUGCCCAAGGCUUCAGUCGUUGCCGCAAUCUUCACCUUCCUUAGAACUAAUGGAUGCAGGAGACUGUGCUUCAAUGGAACCAAUACUAUCAGAUGAACAGCUAUGGUAUCUGUUUGGCUCAUUGGUGGAUGAGUGUGUCCAAUAUGCUCAAGCAGCAGUCUGGUCUUAUUCAUAUUUCGAGGGAAAGGUAUCAGACUCAGCAGCAUUGUUAAUUAAAGAUUUUGCGGCAACUAUUCCAGGAAGAGAAAUACCAUCAUGGUUCGAGAACGAAAAUUACUUAUCUGUGAGAAAGGGUGGGGAAAGUUCAAUAAUAAUAGAUGUCCCUCAAUCUAACAGUGCCAGUGAUUGGCUAGGAUUUGCAUUAUGCCUGGUUCUAGAUGACAAGUUCUAUUCCCUUAAGAAAAAUGGAAGUCAAUUCCGUACACCUUGCUGGUAUUAUGAUUGUGUUAAAGCUUCCGAAGAUAAUAAGUUUGAAUACCUUGUUGGUUGGCAAAGUAAAAUUGGGUCAGAAAUAUAUUAUCCUCAUCUUGGGAUCCUGUUUUUGCAAAUUACUAAAAAAAACGGUUUGGAAUUAUCCAUGGAUUACAACCAGCUUCACUUGAAAUUUUAUGGUAAUUUUCUAGAGUCACAAACAUCAUAUGAAAGAUUUCCUCUCAAGUGUCAGUGGCGUCUUAUAAGCAAAGAAGAUUUUGAGGAGUGGAGAAAAAUUAGGGGUCAAAGUCACCUUACGUGGGAAGGCUAUGAAGAAAGAGAAUCAAGUUCAUGCUUGGAAGAGGAAGGCCAUCUAGAUGAAUCAUGGAUGAGCUUCAAUACAGAAGCAAGCAUCACACAAGAAGGGGAACAAAUGAGAAUUUCCAGUUUGAACAUGAAAAGGAAAGGAGAAGCCAUGCCCGAGCUGUCAUCCUCCUUUGAUACACCAAAUAAGAAAUGGAGAACAUCAAACAUUCAUAUUAGAGAUAUCUCGUCAUCUAAUUGCAUAAAUGAUGACAAUGUUGCAAAAAUGGUGAUUGGAUUGAAAUCUAUUGGUGAAAGUAGUUCUUCGAACUCUAAAAAGUUGAAGAGAUGAAGAAAGUUGUGUACAAAAGUCUUCAAGGUGUUGGCAAUACUCUCUUUCAUACUUAAUUUGGCUCCACUUAUUCCAAACUUUUGAUAGUGUGAAAUUGGGUUGACAGAGAAUCCACUACCAACCUAAACAUUUGAGAAUGUACCUACUCAGGCAUGGCGUUUAUGAGAACUGGGGAUUCUUUUGGGCGUAUUGGCUGAAAUUCUCGUAAUGUAAUAAUGAAUUUUGAUCAGUUGUGAUUUCAUCCAAAGGGCAAUCAGACCAACACCCUAGUACGUGAGCAUAGAAAAUUCCAAAGCUCCACAGUUUCACUUUUCUCAAAGCAAAUUGGACGCAUAGGAUCUUUGAUGUACUUCUGGUGUAAAGCUUCUUUAGUUGCUAAUAAGUAGCCAUGAAGAAUAUUCUUAAAAAUUUUAUUAAAACAAAUCUCAUUUACUAA
Molecule: messenger RNA, 4534 nt
Organism: Prosopis cineraria
Lineage: Eukaryota; Viridiplantae; Streptophyta; Magnoliopsida; Fabales; Fabaceae
Product: TMV resistance protein N-like
Biological process (GO): defense response; signal transduction
Molecular function (GO): ADP binding; protein binding
Source: RefSeq, a predicted model, not a curated record